AUGGAUCAACAAAAGGUAUCAUCAGCAAAAGCAAAGAACACACUCUUGAAGUUUCUACCAAGAGCAACAUCAUCGGUUACGUUUCAAAACCCUCCGAUUUACAGUCCGGCGAAAGACAAGAGAUCAUCGGAAAAAACCCAUAAAUCCAAUCUCGGAAUUGGCUUCUCCGGUCCCCUGGUUUCCAUGAUUCCGGCUGAUACUCGCCGGAAAAUCAAGAACAAUUCAGAUUACACCAUCAUCUACGAACCCACUUCCCCAAGAGUUUCAUGCAUGGGUCAAGUCAAGUGCAAGCAUCAAAAAGAAAAGCUACAACGCCGCCAUGGGAACGGCGUAGACGGCAACAAAGCAACUAACUCUGUAAAAGUAAAACCCAAAGAUAAAGCUUCACGAGCAACAUCUUUCACGCCGGCGAGGACAUAUAACGUCGAGGAUGAUGAAGAUUCAUCGAAAACUGAAAGUAAGAGCAAGAAAAAGUUAGGGUUUAAGAAAAUAUUUGGUGGGAUUUCGAUUACCCCCGGCAGCAGUAGAAGAAAACCAGAUCUUGAUGAUAAAAGGUCAAAGGCUCCAUUGUAUCUUGACAAAACUCCAAGUUUGAGCUCGAUGAAGCGGUUUUCUAGUGGUCGGGGUAAGCUUUCGAAUAUUGAUUGGACAAAAUUAGAGGCUGCAGCCAUGGAUUCCGGUGGUCGGAGUUAUUAUUCCGAUGAAGAAAGUGAUGAUGAAGAGAUUAAAAUGCCUUCUUCUGCUCCAGUGGUGAUGAGAAAUCAAGGGUUUGAUGAUAAAUUCAUGACAGUUGCAGGUUUAAAUUUGGAGCCAAGAAAGGAAAUUAAUCUGUGGAAGAGAAGAACCAUGCCUCAACUUAAGCCUCUUCAAUUGCAUGAUAUUUAA
Molecule: messenger RNA, 885 nt
Organism: Lactuca saligna
Lineage: Eukaryota; Viridiplantae; Streptophyta; Magnoliopsida; Asterales; Asteraceae
Source: the annotation of a GenBank genome assembly